AUGCUCACAAUUACUGAUGAAUAAAGUAAAAAUAUUUUUAAUACAGGGUUAGAGUAAAUAUUUGAAAGAGAAGAAAAUUAAUCAAACUCUCUAGAUUAAGUAUAAUUGCCUGUUCAAAAAAUUUAGCUGAAAAAAUAUAUAGCAAAAGUUAAGCCUUCAAAAAGUAAAUUAUACAAAAAGAAAUAAUUACAUAUAGUUCCUAUUGUUUACUAAAGCUUGGAAAUAAGUCACUAUUGCAUCAUAUUUGGCUAUGUCAUAUUAGAAAGUUAAUACAGAGACUACAAAAGUUAGUCGCAAAUAAAUCUAUAAAAUAACGGGAUAUCUUGCCUCAUUAAAUUAAAUUCUAUUGAAAAUAAAAUUUCAGAAUAAAGCUGGGUAUUUAAUUACUAAAUCUUAGGAUAAAGUGGAAUAAAAGAUUUCUCUUUUCUGAUUGAUCACUAUAAAAAAUUUUCUAAUUAAACCUAUAGAUAAUUAGCUUUAUAAUUAGAAGAGUAUUAAUAAAAAACACAAUAAAUAUUAAAUUAUAUAACUGACACAAGUUUGAAAAUUAAUUCAAGAAUCAUUGAUGAAAAUGAUGUUCAUAAAGCUUAUUAAGAUUUUAGUAUUUUUUUUGAUAAUUAUGUGAAAGCUAAUUAUUCUGAGUGUGAUUUUAUAUCCACCUCUAAAAUCAUAGUUGAUUAUGCAAGUUAAGAUUUUAUGUUCAAAGAUACUACAGUAUCAUAUUCUACUUUAAGCUUGUUAGGAGUAGAACCAUAAAACUCAGAAAUCAUGUUUUAAAAAUCAUUUUAGAAUUUUAAUUUCUUAAUAGGCUAAGAGAGAUUAUAGAAUAUAAUUAGAAAGCUUUCUUUUGCUUUAUCUGACCAAACAAUUUUUGAGUUUGUUCAAGAAUAUUUUACACUUGAUGCAAUAUUAUUUAGUGCCAAAUCAACAUAUGAAAUAGUUUAUUGGCCUAAUGCCCCUAAUUGGAUGGAUAAAAAAUCAUGUUUUGGAGUAGUAAAUAAAAUAGAUCUAUCCUUAAAUUAGCUGAAAUCAAUCAUUUAAUUAAGAUAAAAUUAGACAAAUUCUGAUUUGGAUUUGAACUCCCUAGAGGAAGAUAAUAGUUUUGAGUAUUAAGUUCAGAAAGAAAUAUUCCUACAAAAAUUCUACCCUGAUCUAUUUUUUGAUCCAUAAACUAUGAAAUCUAUUAAGCUAAAAGAAGAUAUAUAAAAAUGA
This is a messenger RNA of Tetrahymena thermophila SB210, 1212 nucleotides long. RefSeq lists its product as hypothetical. The record is from RefSeq and is a predicted model, not a curated record. Lineage: Eukaryota; Ciliophora; Oligohymenophorea; Hymenostomatida; Tetrahymenidae. The transcript has a single exon.